This is a messenger RNA of Trypanosoma grayi, 240 nucleotides long. RefSeq lists its product as hypothetical. The transcript has a single exon. Lineage: Eukaryota; Euglenozoa; Kinetoplastea; Trypanosomatida; Trypanosomatidae. The record is from RefSeq and is a predicted model, not a curated record. The coding region runs from base 1 to 240 and encodes 79 amino acids.
AUGUACGCUCUCUCGGGGAGCCUGCAGGACUUCCAGCCGCUCGUGCGCCGCGUGCCGGGCCAUGAGGGCGCCGGUGCAAAGAACUCCCCUUCGGAGCUGAACGCGAUUGAUUGGGCGAAGUUCGUGGCGUUUGAGCGCGACGUGGCGAGGGACCUGCGCCGUGCGAAGGAGACAGCGGCGCGGGCACGGAGAUUGACUCUAGCACCGCAGCGGCUCCUUGCCCUCCUCAAUGCGUACUAG